Molecule: messenger RNA, 906 nt
Organism: Cylindrotheca closterium
Lineage: Eukaryota; Bacillariophyta; Bacillariophyceae; Bacillariales; Bacillariaceae
Source: the annotation of a GenBank genome assembly
AUGAAAGAAUCCUUUCCCCUUGAGAUUGCAGAUUAUGCCAAGUUAAAGGCUAUUGAAGACGAACCAGCAUUCGCAUGUUGGGUCCCACAUGUACACAAAAAGCGUGAUCGUUUUAUAAGUAAGGUAAAAUCAAAAUAUUGGGAACGGACCCACAAAUACGGUAUCCGCAUCCCAAAAUCUGUCAAGGAGGCUAUUCAAAUUGAUCAAGAAAAUGGUGACACCUUGUGGCAAGAUGCCAUCAAAAUGGAAAUGAAAAACAAUCGAAUUGCCUUUGAGGAAUUUGGCGGGGACAUCAAAAAGCUAAUUGGAUACAAACGCAUCACUGGUCACAUGGUAUUUGAUGUCAAACUUGGUGAAAACUUCCGACGAAAAGCUCGAUAUUGCGCUGAUGGACACAAAACGGAAGCGCCAGCAGCACUGACAUACAGCACUGUAGUAGCCCGAGAUUCUGUACGAAUAUUACUCACCAUUGCAGCAUUGAAUGGUUUGGAUGUCCAGUGCGCUGACAUCCAAAAUGCUUUCCUCACCGCACCCAAUCUUGAAAAGUGUUACAUGAUUGCGGGCCCUGAAUUUGGAGACGAGGAGGGUAAAACAUUCAUUGUUAGGCGAGCACUAUAUGGUUUGAAAUCUGCUGAAUUAGCAUUCAGGUCCCACCUUGCAGAGACAUUGGAGAACUUGGGAUUUUACUCAUCAUAUGCCGAUCCCAAUGUUUGGAUGCGAGCAGCUAUCAAACCAGUCGGGGAAGAAUACUACGAAUAUAUUUUGUGUUAUGUGGAUGACAUCUUGUGCAUGUCUGAAAACGCUAAAGAUGAAAAGGGCACGACCGAGGAGGGUGCGUGUGCGUGGGAAGUGCAAGGGCUCCAUUUGUCCAAGGAGACUUUAAAAGGGAACAAACAACAAUUCUAA